Molecule: messenger RNA, 2687 nt
Organism: Galleria mellonella (greater wax moth)
Lineage: Eukaryota; Metazoa; Arthropoda; Insecta; Lepidoptera; Pyralidae
Gene: Mtpalpha
Product: trifunctional enzyme subunit alpha, mitochondrial
Exons: 13
Coding region: 121-2415 (764 amino acids)
Biological process (GO): fatty acid beta-oxidation
Cellular component (GO): mitochondrial fatty acid beta-oxidation multienzyme complex; mitochondrion
Molecular function (GO): enoyl-CoA hydratase activity; long-chain (3S)-3-hydroxyacyl-CoA dehydrogenase (NAD+) activity; NAD+ binding
Source: RefSeq, a predicted model, not a curated record
AUUCCUUUUUCACCCCCUUUGAUAUCGUAAUCUUCGACGAAAGUUUAGGUUCAAAGUCUGGGUUUCAUAUUAUUCAAUUCAAUCGUUUUCAGUGUCUUUUUCUUAUAAAAAUAUACAAACAUGGCUAGUUCUAAAAUACUACGAGCACUCAAUUUCUUACGAAACCGUAAGGACACAUCGCUUAUAACAGGUGUACAUAGCAGAGGAUAUGCAGCAUCAGCAGCCGGCGAAGGCCACACAAGAUGUAGGAUAGUUGAUGGCGUUUAUGUUAUCACGUUGGACAGUCCAAAUGCCAAGGUAAAUUCUCUAAAUGCUGCUGUGAUGGAAGAAGUAAGUAAAGUAUUAGGAGAAGUUGAAUCUAAUCCAGCCAUUCAAGCUGCUGUAAUAAUAUCAGGAAAACCUGGAUGCUUUAUAGCUGGUGCUGACAUUUCAAUGCUUGAAAAAUGUAAAACAAAAGAUGAAGUUGUGGCACUGUCAAAACGAGGUCAUGAAAUAUUUCGAAGACUGGAAGCAUCUCGCAAACCUUUUGUGGCAGCAAUACAAGGAAGUUGCCUUGGUGGCGGUUUAGAAACCGCUUUAGCUUGUCAUUAUCGCAUAGCUGUCAAAGACAAAAAGACUGGAUUUGGUUUACCUGAAGUAAUGCUGGGACUUUUGCCUGGUGGUGGAGGCACACAGAGAUUACCAGCUCUUACUUCAGUACCCACAACUUUAGACCUGGCACUCACUGGCAAAACUGUGAAAGCUGAUAAAGCUAAGAAAUUAGGAAUAGUAGAUUUGCUUGUGUCUCCUCUUGGACCUGGCAGUGGUCUACCUGAAGAUAACACCUUGAAGUAUUUAGAAACUGUUGCCAUACAAAUUGCGAGAGAUAUUGCUUCCGGAAAAAUUAAAAUAGAUAGGUCAAAGAAAGGUCUAGUUGAAAAAAUAACAGCAAAUGUUAUGAAAUUUGAUUUUGUUAAAAAUUUCAUUUUCAACAAAGCGAAGGAACAAGUUAUGAAGGCUUCCCGCGGUCUUUAUCCAGCACCACUGAAGAUUCUGGAAGUAGUAAGAGUUGGAGUUGACAAAGGUCCAGCUGCAGGUUACGAAGCAGAAGCACAAGGAUUUGGAGAAUUAGCGAUGACACCACAAAGCAAGGGUCUUUUUGGUCUUUUUAGAGGACAGACGGAAUGCAAAAAAAAUAGAUUUGGCAAAUCCCAAGUUGAUGUUAAAACGAUUGGUGUCCUAGGUGCCGGCUUAAUGGGAGCUGGCAUUGUUCAAGUAUCUAUUGAUAAAGGUUACAAUGUAGUCUUAAAAGAUGCAACAAAUGCUGGUCUCUUCAGAGGAGUGGGACAAAUACAAAAUGGGCUAGCUAAUGCUGUCAAGAGGAAAAGAAUCUCUUCGUUAGAAAAAGACAGAUAUUUAUCAAGCCUGCAACCAACAUUAGACUAUAAUAAGUUUAAGAAUGUAGACUGUGUCAUAGAAGCUGUUUUUGAAGAUAUUAACAUUAAACACAAAGUAAUCAAAGAACUAGAGGCUGUUGUUCCAAAACAUUGCGUUAUUGCUACAAAUACGAGUGCUAUUCCUAUAACAAAAAUCGCCGCUGGAAGUAGCAGGCCUGACAAGGUGAUUGGCAUGCAUUACUUUUCUCCUGUGGAUAAAAUGCAGUUAUUGGAAAUCAUUCGCCACCCAGGAACAAGCGACGACACAGCCGCUGCGGCCGUGGCCGUGGGCUUACGUCAAGGCAAAGUAGUAAUUACCGUCGGCGAUGGACCAGGAUUUUAUACUACCCGCAUUCUCUCAACUAUGUUAAGUGAAGCUAUAAGGUUACUGCAAGAAGGUGUAGGUCCCAAGGAACUGGAUAACAUGACCACACAAUUUGGAUUCCCUGUUGGUGCAGCCACAUUAGCAGAUGAAGUGGGUAUUGAUGUCGGCGCUCAUAUUGCAGUAGAUCUUGCUAAGGCCUUUGGUGAUCGUAUCAGCGGUGGCGACUUAGGCAUUAUGCAAGACUUUGUAAAAGCUGGAUUUUUGGGCCGAAAGUCAGGAAAAGGUGUUUAUGUAUAUGAGAAAGGAACAAAGAACAGGGAUGUAAAUCAAGACGCUGUACAACUUUUGAAAGACAAAUAUUCAUUGGAACCCCGUGGUGCUAACACAGUAGAAGAUCAACAAUUAAGGAUGGUGUCAAGAUUUGUGAAUGAAGCUGUUUUAUCACUAGAAGAAAAAAUCCUCCAUAGUCCAUUAGAAGGUGAUGUUGGCGCUGUAUUCGGUCUUGGAUUUCCGCCAUUUACUGGUGGCCCAUUCAGGUGGGUAGACCAAUUUGGUGCUGGCAAACUAGUGAAGAAAAUGGAAGAAUACCAAAGUCUUUAUGGAGCUCCAUUUAAGCCAGCUCAAACUCUUGUAGACAUGGCUAAAGACAGCAGUAAGACCUUUUACAAAAAUUGAAAAAUAUUUUAUUCAUUUAUUACUACAUAAUAUAUUGUUAUUUAUAUAAAGCUUGUGCUCUCAAAAAGAAGUUAUAUUUGUGUACUCUAGUGAACUUGGCAUUUUAUUUAUUAUAAUAAAAUGUACUUGUCUUCCACCCAAUCGAAUAAUUAAUUGGUCUAGUUAGGUGAAAGUAUUUUAAAUAUCAUCAUGCAUGUCAGUUGGAAGAAUGAUCGUCCUUUUAUUUAUUAUUAAUAGUGUAACUGAGAUUGCUAAUAAAUUAUGUUUUAUUA